Durotheca rogersii is the source of this 1445-nucleotide messenger RNA. Its product is annotated as lytic polysaccharide monooxygenase. Lineage: Eukaryota; Fungi; Ascomycota; Sordariomycetes; Xylariales; Xylariaceae. The coding region runs from base 374 to 1207 and encodes 277 amino acids. The transcript is spliced from 3 exons. The record is from RefSeq and is a predicted model, not a curated record.
CGGCGCAGAGGGAGCCAGAUCAAACGCGCCGUUCGAACGCCUCACAUCUGAUCGUUGGGGGGAAAGGGGGGCGAUUAUAGAGUUAUGGCCCCCUAAUUAUAGGCUCCCCGGCAAUCCUCCUGCAAGACGACUUUCCUCUUUCGAACGAGUGGUUGGCUUUGAAACAUGUUUCCAUCAUGUCGGCACCGAAUGAUAGAGUUGCGUCUGCGGUCUCAGCAAAACUAAGAAAGGGGUGAUCCGCGACCGUCGUGAUAUUAUCCCUUGGUCGCUAAUGCCGGGUGUAUUAGGUAUAGCACACAUUAUUUUCUUUCCGCCAAGUCCCAAGUGCCCGGUGCAUCGUUGAUCACUCAUUCUCAACUUAACUAUUCCUAACAUGCCGUCGUUCACUGCGCUUCUCUCCCUGGCCGCUUUGGCGACCACCGUGCUGGGCCACGGUCACGUCCGCAGAAUCGUUGCUAACGGAGUAACCUACCCCGGAUACGAACGUUGGUCGAAUGCGGACCAGAGCAACACUGUCUCGUGGCAGUUCUCGACAGAGGACGAAGGCCCGAUUUCGGUUGCUAGCCUCAACAGCCCCGACAUCAUCUGCUCCCAAAACGCGGUAAACGCGCCGGCUUCGAUACCUAUCGCUGCGGGCUCCCAGCUGCAGGUUGUCCGCUUCAACACCAUCGGCGGGUACGAGCACCCAGGUCCGGAGAUACACUACCUCGCCUCGUGCGGCGACGCUGGCUGCAGCCAGGUGGAUAAGCACGGUCUCCAGUUCUUCAAGUUCUACGAGAGUGGUCUCGUCCAGGGAGGCGUCGCAGACAGCCCCCAGUGGAACAGCCAGAAGUGGGCUACUACCGAGGUUCACAAGUCCGUCCAGCCGGAAGGCGAUGGCUUCGUCGACACGUACACCGUCACGAUCCCCCAGAACAUCAGACCCGGGUCAUAUGUUCUGAGGCAUGAGGUUCUCGGUCUUCACAAGGCUCACGAGGGCCAGGCUGAAUUCUACCCCCAGUGCAUUAAUCUCGAGAUAUCGGGCUCGGGCAACGAGCUGCCCCAGGGGAUCCCCGCUACCGAGUUGUACCACAGCAGCGACCCGGGUGUUGCCAUCAACAUCUGGGGCGACCUCCAGUACUACCAGAUUCCAGGCCCCGCGGUCGCCGGCUUUUCUGCAAAAAGGGGCCUCGGCUCCAAGCGACACGCCCGAGACAUCCAGCACUAGAUCCGUAGCGUCUCUCCUCGAACCUGCGAUCCCUCGCUUCGUCAUUGGCUAUGUUUUACUACGAUUUAACCUGCAACACAUUAGACUAUAAAGCCAUGGGGUAAUCCACAUUCAGGCUUGAGCUUCACUGUAUAUAUUAAAACACAAAAACGUAUAGAUUUUGGAUGGUUGCGCUAACCACCGUGAUACUCCCACAUUUGCUCUAUCUAGACACAAUAAGACAAAGAAAACAAAGCCC